Messenger RNA from Metarhizium robertsii ARSEF 23, 3342 nucleotides. Its product is annotated as Galactose-binding domain-like protein. The transcript has a single exon. NCBI's taxonomy places the organism in Eukaryota, Fungi, Ascomycota, Sordariomycetes, Hypocreales, Clavicipitaceae. The record is from RefSeq and is a predicted model, not a curated record. The coding region runs from base 1 to 3342 and encodes 1113 amino acids.
AUGACCCUCUACGCUACACUUGCUUGUGGCUUCAAAGUCAGCACUCACAUCUACCUUGGUCAGGAACUGGUCAACGACCUCAAAACCUGUUCACAAAAGAAUGGCUUUGCCUGCGUCAACAUCAUCAACAACGACGGCCAGCUGCAUCCCACGCGAAUUCGCAGUGCGGUAGCAGAAGCCAUCACUGGAAACGAAAAGACUUUUCUGACGGGAACCCUUGGGGCCGACGCCUUUGCCGAUAUCCUCAGCGGGCAGCUCAUCACACACCCGGGGCUUUUCAACCAAGACGACGGCACCGUCACAGGAUUCGGCACCGGCGAUUGGGUUGAUCACCUUAUCCGGAAUGCCCAGUCUGCCGAGGAGCUGGCUUUUGCCAUGGGCUUUGCGGGCCACGCAGCGGCCGACGUCUUUGCUCACUCUUAUGUGAACCAGUUUGCCGGUGACGUCUACGAACUCACUGAUGGCGAGGUCGACGUCGAAACUCGCCACAUGAUGGUCGAGACUUAUAUUUCCGAGCACAACCCACGCCUUAAAGACCACAACGGCCAGGAACUGGGUAUGAUGUACCAAUACCUCGGCGGGGGUGCAAAGGUUUAUGCUCCCAUUGACUUUGUCCGCCGUACUCUUGUCGCAAAGGAUGUGGCCAACCAAGAGUUGGGCCGUAAUAAGGGUGGUGCCCUGCUUCGAGGCCUGAACAAGAUCACAACCGAAUUAACAAACUCCCUUUCCAAGAAAGACUAUCCCUUUGACCUCAAAGCCACUGUCCAGAAAUAUAUGGCUUCAUCCUUACCAAUGAAGCCUUUGACGGAAUGGUUAGCCCAAACGCGCCGAGACCUCGAAGGCGCGGGCAUAGUUCAACAGCUCGAAAUCAUUAUCCUUCAAGCAGUAGCCUACUACUGGGCCGGCGUGCAGGUCGAUGCGAACGAAGCUGCCCUGGCUGCCGAACUUAGCAACAAGCUCAGCAAGCUCCUCGGCAAGUCGGGUCGAGAGAUUAUCAAUGCCAAGGACGAGAUCGACGGCCUCAUGAAAAAAGUUAUUGAGAGCCACAAUCAACAAGUCCUCGCCGGAAUUGAAGCCCUUCAAGGCUUUCACAAACACUUGGCAAACGGCUUUAAAAACUACCUCGUGGCCGAACAAUUCGUGGCGGAUUUUGGACGAAAAGUCACAGAGACAAAAGACGUAUAUGAAAAUCUAUUGGCCCAAAAAACCUGUACUGUUAUACAACAAUGCCGAGACAUUGUCGAGGUGAUUCAGCAUUCCGAGUUUGUUGCAAAGACGUGUGAGGAAACGAAACGAGAGGUCAAUCGAGUCUGCAAGGUAGUCUCCGUAGGGUUCGCCCCGCAUUGCCGAGUCUUCAAAAAACUGGGAAUCAAGCAUUGCAAGAACGUCGAGCAAUUCCAAAACCGCUGCGAAGACCAGGUCAAAGAUGUGACGCGUAAAUGGGACUGCAGUUUUGUCAAAAAGCGGACCGAGACGUUGACCAAACCUGACUUGGCCUGUCAAGCCGCAAGGGAUGCUUGCCAAGUGACGUUGCAAGUCUUGCGGGCAAAACAACAAGUCGCCAACAACGCACACAAUGAAGCCGUCCGCAUCCAUACAGGCACACUGGAGACGCUGGCCAAGGAAGACAAGAUUGUCCAGGCUUCGCUCAAGGCCUUCUACGACGCGACUGUCCACCUCCAAUCCAUCGAGCGACAAGCGCGACUGACGGUCCAAAGCUUCGCGAGUAACCAGCUAGAGCUCGUACGAAAGUCCCUCCUCGAUCUCAGGGCCCACGUGGAAGAAUGGCGUCAUCAAUCGAUGGCUGCGACCAACGAUUGGAUUUCAGCAAACGCCCAGGCCAUGUUGAAUUCGGUCAGUGUAGACAAGGACAACGUAGGCGUCGCCGAACCCAUCAUGGACUGGAUGACAUGUCGCCUGCCAACCGUCGUCUUGCCUAUCCCUGUAGCGGCUACCGAGUCGAUUUGCGAACCCUUGAGACUAGUCAAGAGGAUUCACGGGGAAAUUGCCCGCAUCGAAAACGAUGUCAUCAAAUCCUUGGCAGAUGCUAAAUUCCCUUAUCUAAGCGACGUUGCGGCUGCCUUUCUCCGAUUCAAAGAGUCCGCGCCCUACAUCGCAAGCUCGCUUAUCCAGAACAUGGCAGAAGAGGCUGUUCCGAUGAAUCCCGAACCGGAUAUGAGCCUUUUGCAUCACGCAUUCACGAGCAAACAUAGCGAUGUGAAGAUGAAUAAACAGUUUGCUCAUGAUGGCACCACAAAACACCUCAUUACCUUUCCAGUCCAAAAACUCAAAGGCACCAUCAUCGACCACAUGCGUGUCGAUAUGGGCUUGACCGGCUCUGACAAUCACGAGCCUUUUGCAGUGCAAAACUUCAACCCAGCUCGCAAUGCUCUGCAGUUGAUGAAGCUCGCUCUGCUAGGGGGCAGCGAUCUCAAUGCCUUUUCGAAGGCGAUGAAUUAUGCAGGUCCACCACUUUUUGACGACAGCCUAACGAGCCUUCUUUCGCCUUGGUUAAGGUCGAUCGAUGGUAAUCACCAGUGGUUGCCUGUAGCUCCUGCGUAUCUGCGCAAGGAAGCUCUGGCAGAUGGGCAAUGGAAAAAUUCCUACUGCCCCAAAAAUCGUACUGAUGUUCGUCGUCGUUUUCAAAAAAAGCCUUUGCCCCUGUACAGCAACGAGGCUGCAAAGCGACUCGUUUUCGACCGCGUCUUCAAAGGGCCAUUAUCAAUCAGCUUGGAAAGUGACGCGGGUGGAUUUGCCGACCUACGUCCCCGGGACUACAUGUACAAGCCGACAUUCAACAACAGCUUUCCCGACAUCCAGCCCGUCGGCGUAAUCUGCCCCGGGGAGGGAGCGGCUCUGACCGGGGGUGAGUCGAGCACAAUGUACUACUACAAUAGUGAUACCUACGCUUUGGGAGUCGGCCAUGCGUGGGAUACCAACGGUUCAGAGCUUUUCAACACCAACUCUGAGCCUUUUGUCGGCUCCAUGCACCAGAGAGCCCUGAUCAAAUGUCGCAACUACUGGGGUGCUGUUUCCUAUAAUUUUGACACGGACUGGGGCGUCGACUUUGACUUUGGCAGAGCCCGUACGCUCAAGUUCAGCGCUGCAUCGAGAAGUGGUCCUCGUCAGCUAAUUGUACAACUCUAUGGCGAGAAGCAAGAGACUGCUAAACUUGCUGUUGAUGUUGAUCGCCUCUACAAUAUUUACGAGUUUGAAAUGGCUGAUUUUAAACAGCCAGGUUUUGAUUUUGACUUUUCUAAAGUCAAAGGCAUAAUAUUUGCAAUUUCUGAAGAGAAUUCUGAUGUUACAAUCGACAUUGAUUCAAUCCAAGUACAGAAAUAG